UAUUUCAAAAUAAUUCAAACGUUUCGCGACUGUUCACCAGUACGGACGUCCAACCAACCAAGCUAAGGGUUCCCUUGCGAAGCUGCUCAUUGCUGUUUCUCAACUCUCCUGUUUUCCAUUUCUUUCUGGGAAAGGUUCUUGCCGGAGGUGUUUGCUUCCUGGAAGCGAUAAAGGUGUCUGAGAAAAUCGGUGCUCCAGGCGCGGUACAAGAAGGGCUUAAGGAAAAGGCGAUAUCCUGUUUCUGGUCGCGGAAGCAUCCGGUUCGAGUGUCAUAGUGUGUACGCGUGCUUUGUGACUCCGAGAAGUGCGUCGAAGUUUGAAAACCGGAAUCAAGUGUAAACGACGUUCGCACGCAGAUAGUUAUUAUUGUGAUCGAAUCAGCGAGCUCUCUUAUUCGCGUGUGAAAAAUCGUCACUACUCGGUUCGAAAUGAUGGAAAAGGAACCGGAUUCGAUGGCGGUCACCAUGAAGCAGGAUUAUGCCGCCAGUGAAGUCUACAGCACCACUAGCGAGGCGCCACCUGCAUACAAAAUCCGCCAGGCUAACUCGGUCAAGAUUGCCCGAAUUGUGGCCGUCACGGUGAUCCUGUCGUCCUUCAUCCUGGGAUCGUUUAUGCUCGCCUCGACGUAUCUGCAGGCGAAGCAGUCCUGCGACCAGAUGCAGACCCUGGAUGCCGUUCUCAAUAAGGAACUGAUGCUGGAGGCGAUGCAGCAGGAACUCCCCAAAGCGCAAGCCUUGAUUCAAGACAACCUAUCGGCGGAUGAGGCCAACCUGCAAAACAUCGACCGGGAAGAGAAGGAGAAGAAACCGGCGGAGAAGCCUCAGCAGAAGAAGGAAUCGACCGAAAGCACCGACAACGACGACGAGGACGAACCGGCCGCCGACGGGGAUAGCGACGAAAGCGCCGACAUGAACAACAACCGGGUUCGUGUUAAGAUGCCGAUGGAAUUGGACCUGUCCGAGCUGGCCCACGCCAUGCUGCGCGAUAAUCAGAAGUCCAAGAUGAACUGUGUUGUUGAGCGACGCCGAACCGAAGAGAUGGUUGAUGCACCAUCCAAAAUCAUGCGAUUGCCCUUCGGAAUGGAGUUCAACACCGAACCAAAGAAGCAGAAGGUGACCGGAGAACGUAUCGCUAUCUUCUGCGAAACCGGAAAUGAACCAAAGAACGAAGAAGCUGAACAAGUGCGCCAAGUCCUGAUCCCCAUCCCACCAAUCCGCACUUUCGGUCCAAUCACCCAUCUGCCCCAGCAGAUGCCACCACAGCCUAUGAUGCGCCAAAUGGCCCGACCAAUCUUCCCCAUCCCCCUCAUGAGCCACCACCAACAAGCACAACAGAUCCCCCCGGUCCCAGCCCAGAUGAUGCAGGCCCCCCACCCAGAAGGUCCCAUGAUGCGCCCCAACUUCCACCCCCAACCUCAACCAAUGAUGCAUGCUCCCCAGCCUCAACCUCAAUCGCAGCCACAGCCCACUUUCCCGCAGCAGAUGCAGCCUCCACGUGCUGAAGUCCGCAUCCAGUUCCAGCGUAUCCCAAUCCCGGAAGCCAUCCGACCAUUCCUUCCCCCUCAGGCUCUCCGCAAUGGCCCGGAACAACCGGAAGUUCAGAUUCGCGAAGUCCCACUGGAAAUGGCCCUGCAGAAAGUCGGUCUGUCAGCCGAUGAGCUGAAGGACAUCCACGAAAUCGCCGCCCAAAAGUUCACCGAGCAGCUGAAGCAACUGAUCGGAGAGAUGGCCGAUUCGGAAGAAACCAGCGAGGAAGAAACUGAUUCGUAUCGCACCACCCCAGCUCAGGAACCCGCCUCGCAGCACUCCGAGGAACGGGAACUCCAGGAACAGCAACCGCCUCGCCCACAGGAACCAGAGCCUCAGGCGCACAACGUCGAGCCACAGAUCCUUCCCAUGGGACGUGCCCAAUACGCCCGAUCUCUGGUCAACCCUAUCAACCUUCCCGGAAAGGUCGUAGAGUCGACUAUCUCCGUUUCGUCCGAUGAGGAUGCGGAACGUCCACACUAUGUCCAACCACGAUCGGUUUAAGCGCGGAUUGUGAAAAAGGCGCGCGAAUGUUUCAAUUCCAAAAUGCAGCGAAACAUUUCAGCACGUUUUCAAAUGUGAUUGUAAAAAACAAAUUAUUUGAACAAAGUCUAUAUGAAAACAAAUCCAAUCGAUAAGUAUUAGCUAGAGGAGAGGAUAAACAAACAAACAAAGCAACGAGAAGAUUGUGUAUGUGUAAAUAAUUGUUAGAAACUUCCGUAACUACCAAAACAACCAAUCCCUCCAAAAUACACAAAAGACAAUCGACAAAACAAAAUGCAACAAAUGUCACAAAAGAUGUCGUUAUAAAAAAACAGAGUCAAAAAAUUAAUCAAUACGGCAAACAGCUGAAUAUCGUUUAUUUUGCUCUAAAAUACAACAACUGAAAGGUUUCCUAAAUAUGUAGCGAUUAGUAGUGAGUAGUAACAAAGAAAACAAAAGAAGACCGAAAUCAAGCUCAUCCGAAAGCGCGAGAUGUUGUUUAUAGAAGUUUUUUAAAAUGAACUUGAAAUUAACGUACAAUUGGGUUGGUUGUCAAUCCACCAAAAUUUUAUUAAUUUUGAACAAUUUCAAAUAAAGAUGUUUUUAAUAAUUAUAAAAUAA
This is a messenger RNA of Armigeres subalbatus, 2630 nucleotides long. It is a transcript of the gene Msr-110, whose product is annotated as bromodomain-containing protein 4. NCBI's taxonomy places the organism in Eukaryota, Metazoa, Arthropoda, Insecta, Diptera, Culicidae. The transcript is spliced from 6 exons. Bases 429 to 2030 code for a protein of 533 amino acids. The record is from RefSeq and is a predicted model, not a curated record.